GUGGAGAAGAUUCCACAAUCAUUUGAAUCAGUGGAACAUUACCUUGGUUCAUUUUUCUUCCCCUUACUUGAAGAAUCAAGAGCAGAUAUUGCUGCUUCCUUAAAAGACAUAAACAAAGCACCUUUCGCCGAGUUGAUUUCCAUUGAUGAAGUAAAGCGAAAUGGAUCGUUGGUUUUUGAUGUUAAGGUUGACUAUUGGAGGAAUACAUGUAGUGAUGGUACACGUUAUAGGACGUCGCCCGGAGAUAUUUUUGUUAUGUCAAAUGCUAAACCUGAAACUACUUAUGACUUGCAGCGACCGGGAUGCCAUUGGACGUUUGCAUUUGUUACUGAUGUCAAUAAGAAUGAAAAUGAUGCAUCGGCUAGUUUUAAAGUCAGAGUUCCUCCACAUAAUGUAAUGCGACGAACGUUCUAUAUAGUGUUUUUGGUAAAUGUGAUGCCUAAUAGCAGCGUAUGGAAUGCAUUGAGAAUGCAAAAGAAUUUGAAUAUAAUUGAGGAAGUCCUGUACCCCGUGCACGAGAAACGAAUCGAACAGAAAUGCGAGGUUUGUUCCACAUCCACUAAUGAUGGAUUAGUUGGAGAAGUUGUGUGUAGUCCGUGGUCCAAGUUGAACGAUUCCCAGGCUAAUGCAAUCUUUACAUGUCUUGCCACUAUGAAAUGUCACCACAAGGCUUCCGUCAAACUUAUUUGUGGUCCGCCUGGUACAGGAAAGACUAGGACACUAAGUGUAAUGCUCUUUACGCUGUUGCAAAUGAAGUAUAGAACUGUUACUUGUGCUCCAACGGACGUAGCAACAGCCCAAGUUGCUUCAAAGUUGGUUAAACUAGUCCGGGAAUCAUCUAAGAAUGAAUUUGAAGGCUUUUUUCCUUUAGGUGAAAUUCUCUUGUUUGGGAAUAACAACUAUGAUGAGGGUGAAGAUAUUGGGAAGAUUUCCCUCAAUUAUCGUGUUGACAGGCUGGCGGAGUGCUUUGAACCAACAACCGGUUGGAAUCAUUGUGUUAGUUCUAUGAUCGGUUUUCUGGAGGAUUGCCAAUACAUCUCAUUGAUUGAUUUUGCCAGAGCCCCAUUUAGGUCGACAGCUUCAUCUCUCCGAAAAUGCAUGCUUAUAAUCUGUACUCAUUUACCAAUAUGUUUCAUUCGAAAAGAGAACAUUGAAAGAAUGACGAGCGUUUUCUCCUUACUGGAUUCUCUUGAGGGGAUGCUAUUUCAAAAGAAUGUCGUAUCUCUUGAACUAUGUCAGCAAGCAUUUGGAGUGUCUUCUUCUAAGUCAUUUUUGGGUGACUUGUCUUUACACAGUUUCUGUAGCCGGUUGCUUGUCCUUCUGAAAGAUCUUCAGAAAUCUCUCAGGAAACUGGAUCUUCCUUGUGCAACGAGUAAGGGUCUUAUAGCGGAGUUCUGUAUCCAAAUGGCUUCCUUGGUUUUCUGCACUGCUUCUACUUCAUAUAAGCUACAUUCAGUGGAUACAAAGCCAUUUGACUUAUUGGCUGUUGAUGAUGCGGACAAGUUGAAGGAGUGUGAAGCAGUAAUACCCCUUCAACUUCGAGGUUUGAGGCAUGCUGUUCUGGUCGGAGAUGAGUGCCAAUUAUACGCAACAGUGAAGAGUAGAAUUUCUCAUGAAGCUGGAUUUGGAAGGAGCUUACUCGAAAGACUCGGCUCGUUAGGUCAUGCAAAGCACCUGCUUAACGUACAGUACAGGAUGCAUCCGUCAAUAAGCCAGUUCCCGAAUUCAGUUUUCUAUCGUAAGCAAAUCCUUGAUGCACCUGAUGUAAAGCGUAAAGGCUACGAGAAAAUGUAUCUUACGGGACAGUGUUUUGGGCCGUAUUCUUUCAUAAAUGUACCGUGGGGAGAAGAAGAGUUGGAUAAUGUUGGAUACAGGCGAAAUUUAGUAGAGGUUGCGUUGGUACUGCAAGUAGUGGAGAGCUUGUUCAAAGCUUGGAGUGCCUCCAAGAAGAAACUCAGCAUUGGUGUUAUAUCACCGUAUGCUUCUCAAGUUUUGGCCAUACAAGAUAGACUUGGACAGAAGUAUAAUAAGGAUGCACAUUUUGAAGUUAAAGUGAACACGGUUGAUGCAUUUCAGGGAGGGGAAGAAGAUAUUGUAAUAAUAUCUACAGUGAGAUCUAAUCGUGCUGGGUCCAUUGGCUUUUUGUCAAGUCUUCGUUGGACUAAUGUUGCGUUAACCAGGGCCCGGCGUUGUCUCUGGAUAUUGGGAAAUGAGCAAACAUUACUUGCUAGCAACUUCAUCUGGGAAGCACUAGUUCUCGAUGCCAAGGAUCGUCAAUGCUUCUUUCACGCAGACGACGAUACUGACAUGAGAAAAACAAUUUUAGAUGUGAAGAAAGAACUUGAUCAACUUGAUGAUUUACUAAAUGGGGAUAGUAUUCUGUUCAAAGAACAAAGAUGGAAGGUAGUGUUCAGCGACAAUUUUAGAAAAUCAUUUCAAAAGCUGGCAUCCUCUUGCUUGAGAAAGUAUGUGUUAACUCUUCUGGUUAAGCUUGCUAGCGGAUGGCGGCCGAAGAGAAGUAAUGUAGAGUUAGUUUGUGAAAGCUCAUCUCAGGUGGUUAAGCAGUUCAAGGUGGUUGAAGGGCGUUAUGUUGUUUGUACCAUUGAAAUUCAAAAAGAGUUCUUUCAUACACAAGUUCUAAAGGUUUGGGACUUAUUGCCUUUGGAGGAGGUUGCGGGUUUCUUAAGACGUCUUGAUAGGAUAUAUUUAAUGUACACCGAUGAAUUCAUCAGCCUCUGCAAGGAGAAGUAUUUUGAGGGGGAUUUGGAAGUUCCAAAGAGUUGGAAGGUUCAUCGUGAUAUAGUUCAGUAUAAAAAGGAUGUCGAGAGCAAAUUGAUUUGUGGCUCAACUAGUACACUCGAUGACAUUGAUUAUGUUGAAAAAUCAAGAGUGAGUGAAAGUUUGUUGUUAAUGAAGUUUUACUCAUUAUCAUCUGGUGUUGUCUCGCAUUUGCUCUCCGAUCACCAUGGUGAAGAAGUAGAUAUCCCUUUUGAAGUUACUAAUGAAGAGAGGGAGGUAAUCCGUUUUAGUAAAAGCAGUUUCAUCCUUGGCCGCUCAGGCACAGGAAAAACUACUGUGUUGACAAUGAAGUUAUUCCAAAAGGAGCAACAACACCAUAGUUCUGUUCAAGGAUUUAGUGUAGCGGAGGGAAAGGAGGUAAAUCAAUGUGCAUGGGAAACGAGAAUUAGAUCAUACAAGGAAAAUGAAGAGAGCCAAUGUAUUGGAGAGACUAGCAGGACAACCUUGCGCCAGCUAUUUGUGACAGUUAGUCCCAAACUAUGUUACGCUGUCAAAAAACAAGUUUCUCAGCUACAAAGGUUUGCCUGUGGAGGAAGUUUUUGGGCGGAAAGUAGCUUCGAAGUUGAUGAUUUGGAUGGAAUGAAGCAGUUUAAUGACAUACCGAAUUCCUUUAUUGACAUUCCAUACCAAAAAUACCCUCUUGUGAUCACAUUUCAUAAAUUCUUAAUGAUGCUUGAUGGAACUGUAGGUUGCUCCUACUUUGAUAGAUUCACUUUGAAGUGGAAACUUUCCAAUGAAAGAAAUUUGAGGUCAGUUGCUGUACAAACUUUCAUAAGAGAGAAGGAGAUCAACUAUGACCGCUUCUGUUGCUUGUAUUGGCCUCGCUUCAGUAGUCAGUUGACCAAGAAUCUUGAUUCUUCAAGGGUCUUUACUGAAAUAAUCUCUCAUAUAAAAGGAGGGCUGCAAGCAGGGGAUUCUCAUCACGGAAAGCUAAGUAGAGACGCCUAUAUUUCAAUGUCUGAAUAUCGGGUCUCCAAUCUCACUGCGGAAAAAAGAAACGGAAUGUAUGAUAUUUUCCGAGCUUAUGAAAAGAUGAAGAUGGAGCGUGGUGAAUUUGAUAUAUCUGAUUUAGUUAAUGAUCUCCAUCAUCGACUAAAAUGUCAUCAUCUGGAUGGUGACAAGAUAGACUUCGUAUAUAUUGAUGAAGUUCAGGAUCUAACAAUGAGACAGAUUUCUCUUUUCAAAUACAUUUGCAGGAAUGUUGAUGAAGGUUUCGUUUUCUCUGGAGAUACAGCCCAGACAAUUGCGAGAGGAAUAGAUUUUCGAUUUGAAGACAUAAGAAAUCUAUUCUACAAUGAGUUUGUCAUGGACUCAAAGGGUGACAAAGCUUCCAAAAGAAUAGAUAAAGGACACUUGUCAUGUGUUUUUCAGUUGCUUCAAAAUUUCCGCACUCAUACUGGUGUACUCAAGCUUGCUCAGAGUGUGAUUGAUCUACUUCGUCAUUAUUUCCCUCAAUCUGUAGAUGUCUUGAAACCUGAGACAAGUCUUAUAGAUGGUGCGGCUCCAGUGUUGCUCAAGCCCGGAGAUGAUGAAAAUGCUAUUAUAACUAUUUUUGGGAAUUGGGGCAAUAAUGUUGGCAAAAUAGUAGGCUUUGGUGCAGAACAGGUAAUAUUAGUUCGUGACGAAUCUGCCAAGAAGGAGAUCUCUGGUUUAAUUGGACAGAAAGCUCUUGUUUUGACCAUUGUGGAAUGCAAGGGCUUGGAAUUUCAGGAUGUACUCCUAUACAAUUUUUUUAGCUCAUCGCCACUUGGAAAUCAGUGGAGAGUUGUAUAUGAGUUCAUGAAUAACCAAAGUUUAGCCGAUUUAUCCUUCCCAAGUUUCUCUGAUACAAGACAUAAUGUCUUGUGUUCUGAACUGAAGCACCUUUAUGUGGCAAUUACUCGAACGAGGCAAAGAUUAUGGAUCUGUGAAAGCGCAGAUGAGUUUUCUAGGCCUAUGUUUGAUUACUGGCAAAGGUUGUGUCUUGUGAAAGCGAGGGAGGUCGAUGAUUCAAUUGCAGAAUCUAUGCAAACUUUUAGUACUCCGGAGGAGUGGAAAUCAAGGGGAAUGAAGCUAUUUUGGGAAAAGAAUUAUGAGAUGGCAAUAAUGUGCUUCAAGCAAGCAGGAGAAAUGAAUUGGGAGAAAAGAGCAAAGGCAGCUGGUAUCAGGGCAGCUGCUGGACGAGUUCUUUAUUCAAAUCCCGAAAAAGCUCGCGCCUAUCUUCUUGAGGCUGCUGAACUAUUUUAUUCUAUCGCCAGGUUCGAGUCUGCAGCUGAGUGUUUUUAUGACUUGAGGAACUAUGAACGAGCAGGAAGUAUUUAUUUGGACAAGUGUGGUGAAUCUAAACUUUUAGAAGCUGCUGAAUGUUUUUUACUGGCCGGUCGCUAUAAGCGCGCAGCAGCAGUUUAUGCAAAAGGAAAUUAUUUCACAGAGUGCCUGUCUGUUUGUACCAAAGGAAAAUGUUAUGACUUAGGUCUGAAAUAUAUUGAGUACUGGAAGCAACAUGCUGCCCAGGGUACUAAUAUCGGGAAAAGUGCUGAUGAAAUUGACAAAAUUGGGAAGGAGUUCCUUGAGAGUUGUGCAUUUAAUUAUUUUGAGCUUAAGGACACAUCAUGUAUGAUGAAAUUCGUCAGAGCUUUCCCAUCAAUGGACAUGAAGCGCAAAUUCUUGACGUCUCUAAAGUGCCUUGACGAGCUGCUUUUGUUAGAAGAAGAGUCAGGAAACUUUGCUGAAGCUGCAGAAAUCGCACGGUUGAAGGGAGAUAUUCUUUGUGAAGCUGAUAUGAUCGGGAAGGGAGAGGAAUUCGAUAAGGCAUCCUCACUCAUCCUCUUGUAUGUACUCUCUUACUCCUUAUGGAUGGCCGGAAGCAAAGGUUGGCCUAUGAAGUCGUUCGUACAAAAGGAGGAUCUUUUAACGAAGGCGAUGUCAUUUGCGAGUCAUGGGACAAGUUUUGAAACCACGUGCAUUGAGAUUAAAGUUUUAUCAAAUGAGUCAGGUGAUUGGUCUGACUUGAAGCAUAUUUUCAGCGCCUCUCAGAAAUGUAGAUGUCUCGUAGGUGAAAUUUUAUGCUGUAGAAAAAUGUUGGAUUUUCAUUUCCAGAAUGAUGCAGCGAAGUAUGUUUGGGAUGAUAAAUUAUCGGUCAAUCUACAGAGUUCAGGAGAACUGCUUUCGUGCUGUAAGGUUACUGUUGGAACGCUGGUUCAGUUUUGGAAUUCGUGGAAGAAAAAUGUCUUUGACGUUCUUGAUUCUCUUGAGUGCCUCGGAGAAGUAAAUUUUGGUGAAUUUAAGGGAGUUGGUGAAUUCUGCUUAAAAUACUUUGGUGUAAGGCAGCAGUUGAAUGGUCUCAACGUUUCAUAUGUUCUGCUGCAUCCAGAGGCCGAAUGGGUCAAAAAUAUUCACAACUUUGUCAUUAGACGGAACAAGCAGAUUGUAUUUGUUGAUGCUCGGCAUUUUAUUUCUGCUGCUCGGAUACAUUGGCAUACAGAAUUAGUCAUAGUCGGUCUGAAGGUUCUCGAAACUCUUGCAUCCGUAUAUGAGUUGGCUGCAAAGUCAAUGCCUCUAUUUUGUCAAAGCAUGUGCCUACUAAAUAUAUACGAGAUUGCAAUGUCUUUAAGUGAGUUCAAACACCAUGAUUUGAACAAUUUUGAGGGGAGAAUUCAGAACUUUCUGACACUAUCUACAGAGUACUUUGAAAAGGUAUUCCCCCUUGACCCCCGACAAUCAAUGGUUGAAAGUAUGAUUUCUUUAAGGAGAACAAAGCUUUCCUGUGACUUACUUCAAGAAUUCAUCGUUCAAGAUAUUGGCAGCAGUUAUCCUCUUAGCUAUGGACAGAUUGGAAGGAUUGUGAUCAUAUGGCUUAGUUCCGGAAAAAUUUCCGACGAGCUGUACAAGAUGAUUGUUGGAAGAAUCCCAUCAGAUGCUCCCUUGAAAUCAUUCAUUGAAAUUCUCAGAUGCACGAAACAGAGAGGUAGCGUGGAAGAUUUUCAGUCUGGCGAUUCUGUUGGUGGCGGCAACUUGUUAGAAUUUCAAGACAUUCUAUCAAGUAACUGUAAUCUUGAAUGUUCUUUGGAAUCUCUGAAUAAUCCAGUUGAAACUAUGGAGGUUACGUUAUUGCGGAUAUUUUAUGAAGAUUUGCAGGAUACCUUCAGUGCGAAUUGGAAGAAAAUGGAUGAGAAUUGGAUGAAAAUAGGUGACUGUUUAUCUCCUUGUUGCUUCUUGUAUCUCGUAGAACGCUUUCUGAUUUUGGUAUCUCAGUGUCGUGGAUUCUUCUUCACCGCGAAAUCUUCAUUUGUGGAAUGGCUGAUCUCUGAGCAGUUUGAAGCCCGACCAACUUACGGGCAUGCAAUUAACACACUGCCUUUAGAAGAGUUUUAUGACUCCAUUCUUGUAAUGGUACAAGAAGUCAUUUAUGAUAAGGCUGGUAGAGUUGAGUGGAUUGCACGAUCUAACAUUAACGUUGAUCUGUACUAUAAGCAAAUGGUCUUGAGAUUGGUUCUUAUCCUGUGCGUACUGUGUGUGAACUGUGAGAAAUACUUUGAUGUUCUUUUUAAAGCACUCAGCAUCGAUGAUGUUAGGAGCCAACUUCCAGAGGAAAUUUAUGCCAUUCUUCAACGAGGAACAGAGAAUAACGAUCUUCAGAUUAGUGAAAUUGGACAAGCUUUUCAAAAGGGCGGAGAUCCUCUUCUGGUUGUCAACCUUGAUGAGACUGUUGCAGAAAUUGAGUAUUCCAAUGUCAUUUCUGUCCGGCUGGGAGCAAACUGCAGCAGAGAAGACAUCCUGAGUUUGUUGUUUCCAGCGAAAACUUGCAGUUCACUAAUUCAAACUUCCACUGUUCGAGAAGUCAUUUCUGAUCCAUGCGCUAACUUUUCGUCACAUUGUGGUAAUCAACCAAAGAGUUCAACAAUGCGACUGAAUUGGUUGUCGUUUCAGGAAAUAUCAGAUGUCUUGAAUUCUAGUGGUAGUGAUGAGUGUGGAACUUCAGCAGAUUUCUCAACUCUUAAUUUGAAGGAGGAAAUGAAUGCUAAUGUGAACUAUUUGACUGCUGCAAUUAAUCUAUCCUUGAGUGAGACGCCUUAUGCUUGCGAGAACAUGGUGGAGGAAGCACGUAAUAUGCUUCAGGAGUUGAUACAACUCGAUUCAUUGAUGAAUACGAGCCCUCUGGAUAGGGGAAGCAUUGAAAAAUUGUUAGAGAGCUUGUUGUCAAAAAAGCCGAACCUAGAAGUUUUCUUGAAUCAGUUCAUUGUGCCCGAGGAUAACAGCUGGAGCGUUGCAUUAAAGAACCAAUGCGAGGAAAUACUUGAUGUAGUGUGUAAUGAAGUUGCUGCAACGGAUUCUGAGACCCGAGUUGGUGAUCAGGGCGCGGGAAAAAAGCAGGGUAAAGCGAAGGGCAAGUUCAAGAAACGGAAAGGAAACAGGAAGAAGUGAACUGUACUUUUUGUGCAUCUUUGUGCUGUGAAUAACUAUGAGUUGAAAUGAACUCUUCUGUAAGAUGUUCUAAAGGAAAUGAUAUGUAAGAUAGUCAAGUAAAAGAAAGUAGAAAGGAAUAUAUGUAUCUGUCCUUUGUUUGCAAUGAUUCUUAGGGUGAGUGCUCUACGAACGAAAUGUUUUUCAAUUUUCCUAUGUUUUGUUA
Messenger RNA from Nicotiana tabacum (common tobacco), 8407 nucleotides. The record is from RefSeq and is a predicted model, not a curated record. NCBI's taxonomy places the organism in Eukaryota, Viridiplantae, Streptophyta, Magnoliopsida, Solanales, Solanaceae.